Dunckerocampus dactyliophorus (ringed pipefish) is the source of this 6772-nucleotide messenger RNA. RefSeq names its product LIM domain kinase 2 (gene limk2). Lineage: Eukaryota; Metazoa; Chordata; Actinopteri; Syngnathiformes; Syngnathidae. The record is from RefSeq and is a predicted model, not a curated record. Gene Ontology annotation, cellular component: nucleus; cytoplasm. The transcript is spliced from 14 exons. Gene Ontology annotation, molecular function: ATP binding; protein binding; protein serine/threonine kinase activity. Bases 4020 to 5726 code for a protein of 568 amino acids. Gene Ontology annotation, biological process: protein phosphorylation; actin cytoskeleton organization.
ACAUUUUCAGUCAUCUAAAUAAAAUUAAUAGCACAUAUAGUAGCACGGUGGAAAUGCGGUUGGCACGUUUGCCUCACAGCCAAGUGAUCCCGGGUUGGACUCUGACUCAGACAUCUCUCUGUGGAGUUUGCAUGUUCUCCCCGUACUCCAGUUUCCUUCCAUACUUGAAUAACGUGCAUGCUACGUUAAUUGGAGACUCUUAAAUUGUCCAUAGUUGACAGUGUGAGUAUAAAUAGUUGUUUUCUUAUUUGUUCCCUUGUUCUUGAUGUCUAUUUUUCUUAGAAACAUACAAUAUCGAUAUACUGUAUGAAAUGAGUGGACAUGUCCUAUUGGAUUUGCUUCUGUUUCAAAAUACUGAGCAUGGCAUUGAGCUUGGCAUCAGUCAGGCGAUGUAGACCAAUGGCGCCUGACGUUUGACAACCACAACCUAAAUCACACCCAGCUUGAUCAUCCAUUUCACUGAAAGCGAGAUCAUCGUUUGCCGAAUUAGGUGAAAGUAAGCUUAAAAAGUCUAAAAGAAGAUGCAAUAUGAAGUUAUUCAUAGCAUUAGCAUUCAUUAGCAUUCAGGAAACCUGUUUUAGGGCGUUAAAAAGCAGAGGACUUGACUGCAAGUUCAACAUUACCGUAAUUUACGGUGUACAAGACGCACCGGUGUUGAAGCCGCACCCACCAAAUUUAGAGAGAAAAUGAGUUUGUUUCUUAUAUAAGCCGCAUCGGACUAUAAACCGCACACGUCCAUGCCAUAAAUUGGCAUGCACGAGUCCAUGAGGACCAAGUUCAGUGGCUCUAUAGGAGAUGUCACGAGCUUGGAAAAAAAUUAGCGACACUGCUGUAUAAGCCGCAGGAUUCGAAGUUUUAAGAAAAAGGUAGCGGCUUAUACACCGGAAAUGACGGUAAGUUUGAUUUGUUUGUAUUAGCUGUGUGGUCGCUAGCAAGUGUUUUUGCGUUUUAUGCUGGUUAUUUAUGUGUUACAGUGUAAAAGUCCAAGUGUGUGUUGAGACCAAUGUACUGGCCUUCAAACUCCGCUUUGCCACCAUCAAACAAGUGCCAACAAUUUCCCCCUCUAAUUAGAUGAUACCAGAACGCCCACAGAGCGUGUCCAAGUACUCAGUGUUCCAGUUUCUCCCUUCUACUCCGGAAGAAUGCUAACAUGCAUUUAAACGCAGGAGAGAGUGUGCUUUUUGUGGUGAUUACGUUUACACACCGGUGAUACUUUAGCAUAGGUUGGAGCUGAACAUGCCAGCCGUCAACCCAAUUUACAAACUACCUCCCCCCCGCCUUGAGGCCUUAUUCUGCACCAAAGGUUUUUCCUCAGUUGAUGUACUCAAGUACACAAAGGGGCCAGUUUGGGGGCCCACAUCAUGUUCAGUCCCCUACAGCGCAGUGGCAGGGUUGAUUCAACCACAGGCAGCAUGUCACGGGUAUUAUCACAUUACUGUGUUCUUGCUGCUUGCAAGGUAUCCAAAGAAAGUCAACUGACUUUGUUUAAUACACUGUUUCCUUAUGUAGAAGCCGGGGUGUUUAUUUAUUCACUCCUUCAUUUUAUACCGCUUAACCUGUUGAGGGUCAUGGGUAAGCUGGAGCCUAUCCCAGCUGACGUUGGGUGAGAGGCUGCGUACACCCUGGACCGGUUGCGAGUCAGUGACAGGAUACAUGUAGACAAUUACCCAUACUCACAUUCACACCUAUGGACAAUUUCGACUCUCCAGUUAACCUAGCAUGCAUUCCUUUUGUGGUAGAAAACUGCAGAAAGCUUGGGGAGAACAUGCAAGCUACACGCAGAGGUCCGCACAACCGCAUUUUCCAUCGUGCUGCUACUGUUUUUAUUCACUCAGCUGCAAAGAGUAGCAAGUGGGGGGGAGCUUUAUUUAUAUACAUGUAUUUGUAUCCUCACAAAAAUCUAACUAGAUUGCAUAUAUUAAGUCCUUUGUCUGGAAUAAAAUCCAUCCAGUCAUGUUGUCUGUCCCCCUCGUGACUAACUUUCUUGUGCCCCAUUCCAGUAAGAUGCACUGUCUUGUUGUAGUUUCUUGUUGUAGUGUACAAAGUGUGUUUAAGAGAUUAAAUGCAGAAUUUACACGUGAAAUGAGUUGUAGUUAUCAGUCCCAAUUUACCAUGUAUUUUGGUAUUAACUUUUCUAUUUAGUAUUAUCAUCCUGCUUCAUUUGAAAGACCACCUAUGAUCUGUCUUUGUCUUGCUGGAGAAGCUCGAGGCAGGCUGUGAGAGUAGUGAGUUACAGAUUUGUUGGAUGUCACUACACUAAAGUCACGCUGGCAUCGUUGUCAUCUCUCCUCUUAGCAAGGAGUCCUUUCCCUGCACUGGCUCACAGCUGCUCUCACUACUGUAGUUUUUUGGUGAUAUUUUAAGCAGACGGACCAAAAAAAUCACACGAAAACUAUAGAUUGAAAAAAACCUGACUUGACCUGCCUCCACACUCCUUCCUAAUACUUGUACGGUAGGCACUCAGCAUGAUGGCAGCAUCAUUUCAUCCUCCCUUUUUUACCUUGAGACAAUUGAUGAUGGGGGACUGAUACCAAAGUAUUGAUACCAAGGUUUUCACUGCUGGUAUUGAUGUCCUGUAACAGCAGUGAUUCUGUCUGUCUCUGUAUGCUGUGUUCAUGAAUUUAUACUACAAUUUUAAAAGCGACAGCCUUGACUAUUUUUGCAGGAACUACUUUUUCUUCCGCCUAGUGGUAAUGUUGUAAUUGUGUAAAAAAAAAACAAAAAACAAAGAGGUCAAAGUUUGUAGAUAGUAAAGCCCAGGCAAAAUAUAUUAAUUAAAGUAUAUUUUUAACAAUUUAAAAACUUAGUUACAUGUAAUUUUGUGUAACAUAACUAAUUAUGGUGUUUGAUUUGACAACUGAUAUUAGAUGUGUAUUUUCCCAAAUGUUCCCAAAACCCAUUACUUUGCCAGAGUAUCAUCACUAUUGGUAUUGGUGAUACCAAUCUAUGUUAAUUGGUACCGUAUCAGUAAAAAAAAAAAUGUGAUCAGCCCUCAGUCGUAAAAUGAAAAUUUUGAACGCAUCAAAACACAUGACCUAAUUUCAAUGAAACCUUGCUUUUUCAUGGUUAUACGCCUUACCGGUUCACUUGUUGAGUCCUUUUACUAUUAACGAAAGCUUCUCAGCUCCACCGAAUGAGUUUUUACAAUUUUAUUUUCUUAAAAGCUUAAGUGGUCCCAGUUCAUAAUCAGUCAGGAUGUUUCCUUCUGUAAGAAGAUGACUGACCAUGAUGAUCCUAUUAUCGGGGAUUGAAUGAUGUCUUGGACAUCCCUAAGCCAAUUCUAGUUGUUUUCAAUAGUUUGAUCCCUCUGAAAUAGAGUCACUUCUUCUCCAUGACCACAGGAUAUUUCUGCACACAUGAUUGUUUAACAAAUGAAAAACUACUUUGCAUCCGUUAUCUUGAAAAACUUGUUGCCAGCUGAAACAUACCGGUAUUAUUGAUUAUGAUGUUUAUUUUUUCCCAUUGUUACAGUAAAUCCAGGUAGUGACUUUAAAGGUGAGAUUGUUGAACAGCCUCUGAAGUGUUUGUUGUUUCCAUCCAUUCAUCCAUUUUGUGUACCACUUGUCCUCACUUACAGAGAAUAGUCUUUAUCACAGUUAAACGUGACCGCCUUGUUUCUGUGUUUUUCCUUUUAACUCAAUGCAGGUGUAGACUUUCCACUGAACCUCCCGUAACGUGACAGCUUAGCAACCCUUUUUCAUCAUCACACAUGAAAGCGCUACUUUGAAAAGUGCGCAGCUCUGUGACGAUCAUCCUUUGGAAGUGAACACUGGACAGACACAUUAGCUCAUCUCGCAUGAGAGCACACAACACACCAUCAGUGCCAGGAAGAUAGCAGAGUUAGCUUGAGGGAACACGUAACUGAUGGCUUUCAGGGGGUUGAAAAGUAGACAGAGCGUGGAGGUGACAUCAUAGCAGAUUCCAGACAGGCUGAGACUGAAGCAGGUGUUGCUCCUGUGUCAGCGCUGACGGCAGGGGGAGUGAGGAUAGUAGCACGCAAGGAAGGACCCUCCUCUGUGAUGGGUUGCAAGGUGGUGAUUGAGGACAGGGAUACUUACGCCUUAGUGGAGCGCUCCAAACUCUACUGUGGGAAGUGCUACAAGCAGGUGAUCCUCACACCCAUGUUGGAAAAGCGCUCACAUGACUCCAUUCUGGACUCCCUCCCCCACACUGUGACACUCAUCUCCAUGCCCUCUGCGGCCAACGGCAAGAGGGGCUUCUCUGUCUCUGUGCUGAGGGACGUUAACGGCUCAGCGAGUGUCCAAGUCAAAGAGGUCAGAGGGAUGCUCAUUAGUCCAGAGGUGCGCAAUGCCAUCCACGUUGGAGACAGGAUCCUAGAGAUUAAUGGACUUCCUGUGGGGACGUUGCUGGAGGAAGAGGUGGACGACCUCAUCCAUCGCACCAGUCAGACACUUCAGCUGCUUAUAGAAUAUGACCCAGUCAGGCAGCGUUUGGACCGGCUCAGGCUGGGAUCACCCAGGAACAUCCUGGGAGCGCCAGCAACGUCCCGCAUGCGCUUGUCCUCACCCUCGAACGCAGUCCUGGAGAGAACUGAGGCGGAUAACGGCACACUGAAGAGGAGGUCUUUGAGGCGCAGCAACAGCAUAUGUAAAUCCCCGGGGCCCACUUCCCCCAAAGAGCAUCUUUUUAUGACCCGAGACAUUGGACGCUCUGAAUCUUUGAUGUCCUCCAGUAGCUGCUCUCAUCGCAUCUUCAGGCCGUGUGACCUCAUCCACGGCGAGGUUUUGGGAAAAGGUUUCUUUGGACAGGCUAUCAAGGUGACUCAUAAAGCAACAGGAGAGGUGAUGGUGAUGAAGGAGCUGAUUCGCUGCGACGAGGAGACCCAGAAAACUUUCCUGAAGGAGGUCAAAGUAAUGCGGUGCCUUGACCAUCCUCACGUCCUCAAGUUCAUCGGUGUUCUCUACAAGGACAAGAGGCUCAAUUUGAUCACAGAGUUCAUAGAAGGAGGAACCCUCAAGGACUUCAUCAGAGACACUGAUCCAUUUCCGUGGGACCAAAGGGUGAGCUUUGCAAAGAGCAUCGCCUCUGGCAUGACCUACCUGCAUUCAAUGAGCAUCAUACACAGAGACCUCAACUCCCACAAUUGCCUGGUUAAACUGGACAACACCGUGGUCGUUGCCGACUUUGGACUGUCCCGACUCGUUGUCGAAGAGAAAGUGAAACCUCCCCCCGAAAAGAGCUCCACUAAGAAAAGGGCGUUCCGACGCAUUGACAGAAAAAAAAGGUAUACCGUGGUUGGAAACCCCUACUGGAUGGCGCCAGAGAUGCUAAACGGAAAGCGCUAUGAUGAGAAGGUGGACAUUUUCUCGUAUGGAAUUGUUCUUUGUGAGAUCAUUGGGAAGGUCUAUGCCGACCCGGAAUGCCUGCCCAGGACUAUGGACUUCGGUCUGAAUGUGGGCAAGUUUGUGGAGAAGUUCCUCCCUGAAGACUGUCCACCAGCAUUCUUUCCGCUGGCGGUGGCGUGCUGUGACCUCACGCCAGACAACCGUCCACCCUUCCAGAAGCUGGAGGACUGCUUCAAGGCUCUGUCCCUCAACCUGGAGCUGGGCAUCCCACUCCCAGCAGAACUGGAUGAACUCCAUCAGAGUCUGAGUCGGCUGCACUGGCCCAAAGACAGUUCCUCCCCGGUGCCAAGCACAGAUGAGCCACAACCCCCCAAAGAGGCCUCUCGGGAUUGUUCCAGCAUGUCAGACAAUGGCACUUAGGACCCGCCCUCCUUUUGACCCACGUAACCCUCUGACCUGCUGCACUAAUAACACGGGCGCGAAAAAGGAAAACUGUGAACAUAUGAGGACCAAAAUACCUGAUAUGGACUGUUCUAAACUUGCGCACAGGGAGGAUCCAUUUCAGUUGCGACCUUGUAUUCAACACUCACACAGGGGUCGUAUAAUGUUUACUGUACCGAAAGACAAUUAGCAGCUUUCUGUGGUCUGGUUGCAUCUUUCCACUAUUUUGCGAGUCAGGGUGUGAGAAGACUUUGUUUUUCUGCUGCUCGUGGAAUGCACGGCUCCAUGUUUGCCCAGCAGAGGGAUCCUUCCACCGACGUCAGCACGGCUGACAUGUCUGAGUAAACAGACGGCAGGUUCACGCAAAGCAGUUUAUUUUACUCUGAAAGAUUUGGGUUUUUGUUUCACUACUCAUCCGAGUUACACGCGUGUUUCUGGACUUUGUAGGUUUUUGCACUUCUAUUUUUUGUAGCCAUUUUUCAUAUUUUGGCCAAACUGGUCGUAUUUCCCAUCAAAUAAAUGCUGCUUUUUUUCUUUUAAAAAGUUGAACACUAUGACCUUUCAAACAUGUACAGAAGAACUGGAUUUGUUUUAUGUUCGCGUGUAUUCAAAUGUCAAUAUUGUACAGAAGUUGCUUUUUUGUAACGGGACAUUUUUAGAUUCACAUUUCAUACACAGUGGAUGUUGAUUUGCCUUUUUUUAGCGGCAUCAUGCAAGGUACUGACCAUCAACUGUAACCACUAUUUGAUCAUCAAUAGUGUUUCAUGAAUAAACCUUUAUCGCAGUGUUUGUCUAUCUUUGGGAUGCUAGCUCAUCACAGUGGAUCUGCGUUUGCAACCUCAAAAUGAAAAAGUAACCAUUUGCAUUUGGAUCAUUACAAUUACAGUACGUGUCCAUUACAAUGGUGAUAUCCAUAAUUGGGGGAAAAAAGUGAUUUACUUGAGCAUUGACAAUUGUGCUUUAAAUUAGCCAACGUCUAUUUUCACACAUUUUGGAGUAAAUGAAAAACGAGAGCGUCACGACUA